This is a messenger RNA of Aspergillus calidoustus, 1235 nucleotides long. The record is from the annotation of a GenBank genome assembly. Lineage: Eukaryota; Fungi; Ascomycota; Eurotiomycetes; Eurotiales; Aspergillaceae.
UACCGUCAAAUCAUCCCGAAUUGUGGGGGUACCAUCAAAUCAUCCCGAACCCACUGCAGAUCAUGCUGUGUGCGGUCAUAGAAUGUGCCAUGAAAUCAUCCCUGUAUAUCCCAAAAUUCUUGAUAAGUCAUCAGGUCCGAACCGGGGUUGAAUCAACUUACUGACGAUCUUGCAACAAAGGGGGUACGGACCGCUACUUAAAUGACAUGCUCCUCGUCUUGCAGUGUUCUAAGUUCAUUGCGAUCUUGUACCAUUUCCUAUAUCCUCUCCUCAUACAAAACUCAUUUCUAAGAUGGCUGGGCUGAGGGUAGCUGUUUAUACCGUUCCCCCAAUCCCGUGCGUUGACCAUGUCUCUCAUCGCGAAAAUACCACAUGGUCGCCAGAAACCUGCACUCUGAUUUUCUCACCAAACGAAGCUGUUCUCGUCGAUACGGGAAUCACAAUCAACCAGAACAAGGACUUGAUCAAGUGGAUCGAGGCAACUGCACCAGGACGGAAGCUGGCCUACAUCUACAUCACGCACGGCCACGCAGACCAUUUCCUAGGACUCCCUCAGCUGCUGGAACGCUUUCCAGAGGCGCAGCCCGUGGCAACCGAAGGCACUGUCCAGCAUAUAAAACAGCAAAUUGCGGAACCGUAUUUCACCUCGAGCUGGGUGGCCUUUUUCCCGGGAGGCCAACUUGCUACUCCAGGGCCGCUUCCGAAACCGCUUCCAAAGGAUAACAAAUUUGUAUUGGCCAACCGAUGGACCUUCGAGGCUAUUGAGUGUGGACAUUCCGACACCUUUGACUCCACCGUGCUCUGGGUCCCAGAUCUGAGACUUGCGGUCUGCGGGGAUGUUGUAUACGGCAAUGUUCAUCAAAUGCUUUUCGAGGCGAACUCUCCAGAGAAGCGACAGGAGUGGAUCAGAGCAGUGGAAAAGGUCGAGGCACUCAAUCCAGCGUAUGUGGUACCUGGACAUCGAAACGCGGAUGAGAUGGAUGGCGUUUGGCAUUUGGAGUCAACCAAGAAAUAUAUCCAAGAUUUCAUUGAUCUGUUGGAUGAGAAGCCCAGCAGUACAACUGAACUGUACUCUGCAAUGCUUGCAAAGUAUCCGGACCGAUUCAAUCCCAUGGUCCUCGGUUGGGGCUGUCAUGGAGCCUACGUGUCUGGCGAAGUGCCCUCAGCUAGCUGAGUAUCCUCGACAAGCGAAGCACACAGAAAUUUAUUGUCUUUUUAAUAUCGGCUAGUAGAGG